Molecule: messenger RNA, 2831 nt
Organism: Patiria miniata (bat star)
Lineage: Eukaryota; Metazoa; Echinodermata; Asteroidea; Valvatida; Asterinidae
Product: arf-GAP with coiled-coil, ANK repeat and PH domain-containing protein 2-like
Exons: 29
Coding region: 150-2567 (805 amino acids)
Cellular component (GO): cytoplasm
Molecular function (GO): protein binding; GTPase activator activity
Source: RefSeq, a predicted model, not a curated record
UAGCUAAUAAGCAACCAAACUACACAAUCACGAAGCACAAGAAACGCAAGUGGAGGGAUUCCGUUCUGAAUUCUUAGGGUUUUUUUCUUUCCGAAAUAAUAUUCAACAAGGGUGAACUGAUUUGGUUUGACAUUUUUUCCGGAGGUUAAAUGAGUGGUGUCGUGAUGAACUUAAAGCCCAAGAUCGGCUUCGAGGAAGCGCUGAAGGAUUCGCCUAAUUUCAGGUCUACUCUGGAAGAGUCUGAACAUGGCAUUGCAGACCUCGAAAGCAAACUGGAAAAGAUGGUUAAACUGUGCAACACAAUGGUGGACGCGGGGAAGGCCUACAAUAAUGCAUUCAGUGCUUUCAUCCAAGGAGUGAAGGAGCUAGGGGGUCAUUUCACAGGAGACAACUUAGUCCAGGUGUACUUGAUGAAAUUUAUUCAUGCCCUGUCUGAGCUACAAGGCUUCCGAGCUAUGUUGGACGACCAGGCGCACAGAUCCGUUUCAAGAGCUCUGGGAUUGUUCAUGAAAGAAGAUCUGAAGAAAGUCAAGGAGACGAAGCGAGUCUACGACCGCAUCAGUGAUGAUCUCGACAACGCCCUCCACAAGAACGCCCAGGCACCCAAAGCGAAACCCGGUGGCGGUGACAACGAAGAAGUCAAUAAUGUCUUGACGGCCACCCGCUCAGCUUUCGGCCACACAGCACUAGAUUAUGUCUUUCAGGUCAAAUUGGUACAGUCCAAGGAAAGACACGAAGUACUAAACACGAUGCUUUCAUUCAUGCACUCCCAGUUUACCUUCUUCCAUCAAGGCUUUGACCUCAUGAAAGACCUACAACCCUCUCUCAAAGAACUAGGAACACAGCUGCAGAUUCUCAAUGACCGAGCCAAGGCAGACAAGAAGGACAUGGAGGGGCGCCACCCUUUAGUCCAAAAAAUGGAGUCCCUCUGGAACGUUACCUUCACCCCUUCUGCUGGCCCCAUCACAAUGGAAGGCUACCUGUUCAAGAAGACCAACAAUGCAUUCAAGACAUGGCACCGGCGAUGGUUUACUGUGAAGAAUGACCAACUAGUCUACCAGAAAAGAACGAAGGGUGGGAUAAGCAUCGCGGCCGAAGAUUUGAGACUCUGCAACGUCAAACCGCUGGACGACAUCGAUCGCAGAUUCUGCUUUGAGAUUGUCCUGCCCGGCAAGACUCUGCAGCUACAAGCAGACAAUGAAAGCAUCAGACAAGCCUGGAUCCAGGCCCUACAGGCUGGUAUCAACUCUGCCUAUUGCCUGUCGCCAACACAGCAAUCCAAACCAGAGGACUUUUCAAAUCAAAAUGCCGCCCCUCAUGUCGUCAACGGCUCCACUUCUUCCACUGAACCGAAGAGUCCAAGCUUCAAGGCCAAGAUUCAGUCCCUGCCCGGCAACGAUAAAUGUUGCGACUGCAAAAAUGAGAACCCUACGUGGUGCAGUAUUAAUCUGGGCAUCACGUUGUGCAUCGAAUGCUCAGGCAUACACAGGAGUUUAGGGGUGCACAUAUCCAAAGUACGGUCCCUCACGUUGGACUCCAUGGAGCCGGAAACACUGAAGGUGAUGCUGGAGUUGGGUAACAACCUUGUCAGAAGCAUCUUUGAGGCUAGAGUUGACGAGACGGUUGCAAUGCCUGCCUCUCCUAAUUGCAGCUCAGCGGUCCGCCGGAAAUGGAUCGAAGCCAAGUACAAGGACAAGAGCUUCCUGUCCAAGGUUCCCGGCAGCUUCCGAAGUACCAGUCUCCGUCCCCGGUCCACCAGCCGAAUACGUAGGUGGCGCGUAGCGAAACCAGAAAGCGUGGAUCGUAAUAAACCCCCUGGCACCGUAAGGGCCUGUAGUGUUAAGCAAGAGCCCGGUGGGAGUGCCGGCGCUAGAGAAGAGAAUUUCAACGAUAGUGGCAUUGGAGGAAGCAGAGAUGCGAUUCCAGUCGAGCCCGGCAAAGCAGACGAAGGCAGUGACAGUUCAGACGGAGAGGAACAAGAAGCAGCAAAAACCAAAGAGAUCGCGGAGGAACCGGAAUUCACAGCAACGGAACUGCUCUUUCAGGGUUCGUCGAGUGGUAAUGUGGGGCUGAUGAUGGAUGCCAUUGCCCACGGUGCGGCAGUCAAUGAGAUGGAUAGCAAUGAUGAUAGUCGGACACCUAUGCAUAAGGCUGCCUCAUCGGGAAACCUGGGUGCUUUGGAGUAUCUUUUGUUGAACCGGUCCAAGGUCAACGUGAGUGAUGUCAGUGGUAUCACACCUCUCCAUAUUGCGACAUCUGUCGGCAAUACAGGAAUGGUGUGUCUCUGUUUGAAGCGGGGCGCUGUGCAGACUGCCAAGGAUAAAGAUGGAAUCGAUCCUCUGGCGAUAGCCAUCAAUUCAGCCAAUGCAGAUAUCGUUACUCUACUUCGUCUUGCCAGACUUAAUGAAGAAAUGAAGGAAUCGGAAGGAUUGUGUGGGAACCCAGUGGAAGAUGAUGAAACUUUUCAAGACGUCUUCCGAGACUUCACCAAUCUUGCCUCCAACAACCCCGAGGCGCUGAACCGCAACUUCCAGGAGCCCGACAAGCCCACGUCGCCUGACACCUGAGAUGAUUUCCACAACUCCAAAAGUAACUCCAAAAGUUCUUCAACCCCCAACACUGACGGCUCACUGUUCCUCAAACUUCAGGGUUUUCUAUCAUCGGCGACAGUCCAAGAUAAAUACUGCCCUCUGGUGUUAGUGCACGAACAGGAUGCGUAGACUUUGCACGGUGAAGGAAUUACAAGUCAUGACAACGAUCUUAGGCGCGUCUCAAUUCAUAUCUGGGAUGAGUUCUGGACAAGUUGCGGACAUUGUAUCAGGUAUAAGUUG